Messenger RNA from Phragmites australis (common reed), 2113 nucleotides. Its product is annotated as bifunctional 3-dehydroquinate dehydratase/shikimate dehydrogenase, chloroplastic-like. Gene Ontology annotation, biological process: chorismate biosynthetic process; shikimate metabolic process. The record is from RefSeq and is a predicted model, not a curated record. Bases 193 to 1722 code for a protein of 509 amino acids. The transcript has 11 exons. NCBI's taxonomy places the organism in Eukaryota, Viridiplantae, Streptophyta, Magnoliopsida, Poales, Poaceae. Gene Ontology annotation, molecular function: shikimate 3-dehydrogenase (NADP+) activity; 3-dehydroquinate dehydratase activity.
CCCACGCCACCCUCCCCCCUCUACAGUCUUCACAUCCCCACCCACCACGCCUCCCACUUGCGACUACGGCCGCCAGACCGGACCGGACCAAACCACCAACCCCACCCCCGCCGCGGCCAUUGCCGAUUGCCCGCAUCCGCAGCGCGAGCAAGCGAGACAGCCGAGCGGGAGCAGGAAGAGGAGGAGGCGGAGAUGACGCUGCUGUGCGUGCCACUGGUGGGGCGGACGGUGGAGGAGAUGCAGGCCGACGCCGCGGCGGCCGCGGCCGCCGGCGGCGACCUCGUCGAGAUCCGGCUCGACUUCAUCGAGGGGUUCCGCCCGCGCGAGCACCUCCCGCGCUUGCUCCGCGGGUGCCCUCUCCCGGCACUCGUCACCUACCGACCUAACUGGGAAGGAGGCCAAUAUGAAGGUGAUGAUACUGCAAGAUUUGAAGCACUACGUUUAGCAAUGGAACUAGGUGUAGACUAUGUUGAUAUUGAAUUGAAGGUCGCUGACAAAUUUAUCAGCUUCAUGUCUGGUAAUAAGCCAGAGAAGUGUCAACUUAUUGUUUCUUCACAUAAUUAUGAAUAUACUCCAUCCAGUGAGGAGCUUGCAAAUCUUGUGGCUAGAAUACAAGCUGUUGGAGCUGACAUAGUGAAAGUUGCAACAACUGCUAAGGACAUUGUUGAUGUGUCACGGAUGUUCCAAGUGAUGGUACACUGCCAAGUGCCUAUGAUUGGACUGGUGAUGAGUGAAAGAGGUUUGAUGUCAAGGGUGUUAGCACCCAAGUUUGGUGGAUAUCUUACAUUUGGGAUACUGAAUGCUACAAAGACAUCAGCAUCUGGACAACCAACAGUUAACGAAUUACUGGACAUCUAUAAUAUAAGGCACAUAGGACCUGACACAAAGGUUCUUGGUCUUAUAGCCAAUCCAGUAAAGCAGAGCAAGAGUCCAAUUUUGCACAAUAAAUGUCUUCAAUCCGUCAGAUACAACGCUGUUUAUCUUCCACUUCUGGGAGAUAAUCUUGCUAGUUUUCUUGAGACAUAUUCAUCUCCAGACUUUUCGGGAUUUAGUUGCUCUCUUCCUUUCAAAGUGGAUGCGGUACAGUGUUGCGAUGAACAUGAUCCAGUUGCUAAGUCAAUUGGAGCGAUAAACACAAUAAUUAGAAGACCAGAUGGCAAGUUAGUGGGGUACAAUACUGAUUACAUUGGAGCAAUUUCUGCUAUUGAGGAUGGCAUAGGAGGUCCAGGGUCAAAGGAUGCUGCCAUCUCACCGUUGGCUGGUAGGCUUGUUGUUGUUGUUGGUGCUGGUGGUGCUGGUAAGGCAAUUGCUUAUGGGGCAAAGGAGAAGGGUGCAAGGGUAGUUGUGGCAAACCGGACCUAUGAAAAGGCAGUAAGUCUUGCCAAUGCAGUUGGUGGUCAGGCCCUGAGAUUAGCAGACCUGGAAACUUUCAGGCCUGAAGAAGGGAUGAUCCUUGCUAAUGCAACAUCAUUGGGGAUGUACCCAAAUGUGGAUGGCACUCCUAUUCCGAAGAAAGCAUUGAGUUUCUAUGAUGUGGUAUUUGAUGCCGUAUAUGCCCCGAAAGUUACCCGGCUUCUACGAGAGGCAGGAGAAUGUGGAGUAAAAGUUGUUAGUGGUGUGGAGAUGUUUGUUAGACAAGCUAUGGGUCAAUUUGAGCAUUUCACGGGUGGUAUAGAAGCUCCUGAAAGCCUGAUGCGUGAGAUAGCUGCAAAAUACACCUAACAGGCUUAUGGCCAAAAAACGGCUUUGAUGAAUAUUCUCCUGAAGAUUUUGUCAGGAUUGAGUGAAUAAAGGUUUUAGAUACCUGCCUGAUUUUGCACGUAUGGUGGUUUUUGUUGUGUUGUUAUAUUUCGCCGACUUGUGUCCUACGGACAAAGGAUUAAAUGGAAAUGCUAUAUAGUGUUUAUUCUUUUACUUCCAAUAAAACACAGGAUAAAAAGUCAGUUUAGGAACAAUAUUACGAUGGCCAAGAAAAAGAUAUGCGUCAGUCUGUAUUCAGUUGGUUCCAUGUUGAUCAUGUAAGAGCUACGACUGUCGACUUGCCUGACCAGUUUCUGGCAUUGUCGCACUUGCGGUUUGGUGGCUUGAAGAAUUGCCACUUGUUUCACCUGAA